GAUUAGGACGCCUCCGGAGACAACAUCCCUAGUGUCUUUGUUUGUGGAUUCCCACUAACCCAUCGACCACUUGCCAACAGAACUCUGCUCUCUCUCUCUCUCUCUGCAAUUUUCGUAUGAGCGAGGGAUAGCAACGAUGGCUACUUUCUCUUUCCACUCUCGUCUUGUUUCAACAUCCUCUCGGCCAAAGUUUGAUUCCUCCAAAACCCCAAUUUUCUCUGCCUCUUCCAUCGGAAAUGCGACACGUCUGGUUUCAUUCAAAGGCACCUUCUCACGGCCUCGAAUCGCCUGUUCUUCUUCUUCAUCUUCAAAAGACGCCUCCGGAGAAAACAUCCCUAGCAACUUCUGCAUCAUAGAAGGACCGGAAACCGUUCAGGAUUUUGUACAGAUGCAGCUGCUGGAAAUCCAAAAUAACAUAAGGAGUAGACGCAAUAAGAUAUUUCUUCUCAUGGAAGAGGUAAGGAGAUUAAGGGUACAAGAGCGCAUCAAGGGAGUGAAAGUCAUCAAUGAGAACGACGAGGAAGAAGCAAAUGAGAUGCCUGACAUUCCUUCUUCUAUUCCUUUUCUGCCUCAUGUGACACCAAAGACAUUGAAGCAGCUGUACUUGACUAGCUUAUCAUUUAUAUCUGGGAUAAUCAUAUUCGGGGGCCUUAUUGCACCCACACUGGAGCUAAAAUUAGGUUUGGGUGGCACCUCAUAUGAAGAUUUCAUACGCAACAUGCAUCUGCCUUUGCAAUUAAGCCAGGUAGAUCCCAUUGUGGCAUCUUUUUCAGGUGGGGCUGUUGGUGUCAUUUCAGCUUUGAUGUUGCUUGAAGCUAACAAUGUAGAGCAGCAAGAGAAGAAAAGGUGCAAAUACUGCCAUGGAACUGGUUAUUUGGCAUGUGCGCGAUGUUCUUCCAGCGGUGUAUGCUUAAGCAUUAAUCCCCUAUCAGUAUCCUCUGUAUCUGAUAGCCCUUUGCAGGUUCCCACAACUGAGAGGUGUCCAAACUGCUCCGGUGCAGGAAAGGUGAUGUGCCCGACAUGCCUGUGCACUGGAAUGUUGAUGGCCAGUGAGCAUGACCCACGAAUAGAUCCAUUUGACUGAAGAGGAUUGCAGGCCUUCCCCCUCCCCCCAAAUGUAACCCUGAAAACACAAAAUAAAGUUGACAGCAAAAAAAGGCAACAUAUUUUCCUACUCCAAUAUUCUCUUUCUUGUAUGAGUAUAAACGAUGCAAAUUGGCAUGCCAUUGCCAAUUUGCCAGAGUGAUCAGUCCUUAGCUAAACAGCAUUUUGCUUCGGAA
Carya illinoinensis is the source of this 1280-nucleotide messenger RNA. Its product is annotated as protein ORANGE-LIKE, chloroplastic-like. NCBI's taxonomy places the organism in Eukaryota, Viridiplantae, Streptophyta, Magnoliopsida, Fagales, Juglandaceae. The transcript is spliced from 8 exons. The coding region runs from base 137 to 1084 and encodes 315 amino acids. The record is from RefSeq and is a predicted model, not a curated record. Gene Ontology annotation, cellular component: chloroplast membrane.